UCCAUAAAUUGGUUCAACCCUACACUCUUACUACCUACGCUACUGCUCUCUCCUCUUCGGAAGGGUCGAGUUUCUCAAGAAGGGUUCGAUUGGGUUCGCAAGAAGGGUUCGAUUGGGUCCGCAAGAAGGGUUCGAUUGGGUCCGCAAGCCGUUCCUCCUCUGUUUUUGAAAGACUGCAUAACUGUCAAACAUGAGUGGCCGGUUUUCUCGCACAAUUUACGUCGGCAACCUGCCUUCUGACAUAAGAGAGUCAGAAAUUGAAGAUCUCUUCUACAAGUAUGGUCGUAUAAUGGAUAUUGAAUUGAAGAUUCCUCCCCGCCCUCCAUGUUAUUGUUUUGUUGAGUUUGAUAAUGCUCGAGAUGCUGAAGAUGCAAUUCGAGGUAGAGAUGGAUACAACUUUGAUGGUUGUCGGUUACGGGUGGAACUUGCUCAUGGCGGUAGAGGACCAUCGUCAAGUGAUCGACGUGGAUAUGGAGGAAGUGGUGGGGGUGGGGCUGGGGCUGGGGCUGGUGGGGGUCGUUUUGGCAUCUCACGCCAUUCUGAAUUUCGAGUUAUUGUUCGGGGACUCCCAUCUUCUGCAUCCUGGCAAGAUUUGAAGGAUCAUAUGCGAAAAGCUGGUGAUGUUUGUUUUGCUGAGGUUUCUCGUGAUAGUGAAGUGAUUUGUGGCUGCUCCCUCUAUUUGCAUCUUGCCAAAUGGGCUGUGACCUCUGGCAUUGGUAGACAGCCUUUCAUCUGCGAUUUCUGCAGCUGCUGCGACACAAUGAUUCGGAGAGGAGGAGUUGGUAUUGAUGGGAGAAGAGGCCUGGGUUUUUGUUUUUUGUUGGUGGUAGGGGAUGACGGAUGAAUGUAGAAGUGUCUGCGUUAUUUUUUUCUCUCUUGGUGAUGGCUGAUAUUUUGAAUGAAUUUUACGUAUCAUAGAAUUUUAUUUAGUAUGAAGGGUGAUGAUUGGUCAAGUAUAUUGCUGUAUAAUUUCAGAUAACUUUACAUUAUUCAACUCGUAUUGUGUAUUGGUUGGAGUUGUAUAAAGUUGGAAAAUUACAAUUUUUAUGAUAGAGAGUUUGCAGUUAAGGGACAUGAACACUUGGUAUCCUUUUUUAUUAAUUCAUUAAUGCAUCACUGGCGAUAUAUUAAUAGACAUCAAGCAUCCCAGUUAAUCUGUUAUAUUAAGGCUUUAUUGCACACAGCAGCCUUCUUUUUAUCAACUCUGCUUUGGUGUACAAGAGUCUAUGAAACUGAGUAUUUAAUAUAGAUUUAAUUAUUAUCAUGGGUAGAGAAAUCAACAUUCUGGGAAUCAUUUCGAGCAAGUGUCUCAACUUUCACACGAGCCUUUUGUGUGUGCAUGUCAAAUUGUUUACUUUUAGAUUUCUAUUCUACAAAUGUAUUCCUAUUCUGACAUUUCAAUUUUUAAAAUGUAGUUUUAGUGUAUAUCACUCAUACU
This is a messenger RNA of Vigna umbellata (rice bean), 1438 nucleotides long. The record is from RefSeq and is a predicted model, not a curated record. Lineage: Eukaryota; Viridiplantae; Streptophyta; Magnoliopsida; Fabales; Fabaceae.